Molecule: messenger RNA, 2060 nt
Organism: Cyprinus carpio (common carp)
Lineage: Eukaryota; Metazoa; Chordata; Actinopteri; Cypriniformes; Cyprinidae
Product: transmembrane protein 120B-like
Exons: 12
Coding region: 25-1149 (374 amino acids)
Biological process (GO): fat cell differentiation
Cellular component (GO): membrane
Source: RefSeq, a predicted model, not a curated record
AAGAAGCGGAGCUGAUAUAAAUAGAUGGCGCGCCUACUAGCGGCAGUGAGCGGCAGAGCAGCGCCAGCACAGACGGGUACAAUGUCACUGGAGAGAUGUCAAAGUGAAUGGACAGAAAUAGAGCAAGAAUAUCAGCAAUUACAGGAAACGCACAAAGUCUACAGACAGAAGCUGGAGGAGCUGACGAACCUGCAGGCCAUAUGCAGCAGUGCCAUUACCAAACAAAGAAAAGCCCUGAAAGACCUCAAGCAUGGUCUUCAUAAGUGUACGAAAACUCGCAGUGACAAAGAAACGGAGGUGAUAAAUGACCUGCAGGUCCAAAUUAAAGAAAGGCAAAAUGUCUUUUUUGACAUGGAGGCAUAUUUGCCGAAGAAAAAUGGAUUGUACUUAAAUUUAGUACUUGGAAAUGUGAAUGUCACGCUCCUCAGCAACCAAGCCAAGUUUGCGUACAAAGAUGAAUAUGAGAAGUUCAAACUUUAUAUGACUAUAAUACUAAUGUUUGGUGCCGUCACCUGCCUCUUCCUUUUCAACUACCGGGUUAUCGAUGAAAUCUUCAACUUUUUAUUAGUGUGGUAUUAUUGCACAUUGACAAUAAGAGAGAGUAUCCUCAUGAGCAAUGGGUCACGAAUUAAAGGUUGGUGGGUGUCACAUCACUACGUCUCAACCUUUUUAUCAGGUGUUAUGUUGACAUGGCCAGAAGGUCCAAUGUAUCAGAUGUUCAGAAGUCAGUUCCUGGCUUUCUCCAUCUAUCAGAGUUGUGUGCAGUUUCUUCAGUAUUAUUAUCAGAGAGGCUGCUUGUAUCGGUUACGGGCUCUGGGGGAAAGAAACCAGCUGGACCUGACAGUGGAGGGCUUUCAGUCGUGGAUGUGGAGAGGGCUUACAUUCCUCCUUCCGUUUCUAUUCUUUGGCCACUUUUGGCAGCUGUACAAUGCUGUGUGUCUUUUUAAGUUGUCUGCCCGUGAUGACUGCAAGGAAUGGCAGGUAAAGAGAGCAGCUGAAGUUGUCAGACAUCACUAUUAUUGCUCAAAACCCCAAGUGUUCAUGUUGGCCUUGACGUUUCUCGUCCUGUUCUUGGGAAAUUUCCUCACUACUCUGAAAGUGGUCCACCAGAAGCUCCAGAAGAACAAAGAAAAGGUUAAAAAUAACUGACGAGACGCCAACUGGAAGAUUUCAUACGCAGCGAGGCCAGUGUGAAAGUCACAGAACUGAACUUCAAAGCGCACAAAACUGUUUCGUCUAUAAGUGUCUGUUUGGAGAGGGUUGGAGGAAGAUGUUGACGUCUCCGCGAACUCGUUUCAGCAGCGGCAGUGAAACUCAAGAUUUCGUGUCACGUUGCCCUAUCGCCUGCCAUGUUGUUUUUGCUUUUAUUUAUGCAAUCACAGCAAUUAGAGGGUAAUGUUUGGGCUAGAAGCCACUGACAACCUUCAGACACUGUAUACUCAAUAAGUGAGGAGACUUUAGUUCACUUUUGUUUUGUUCCUGUGCAUGAAUAUGUUUACAAUAAGCCACAUUUUAAAGUUUAUGCAAUGCAGCAGAAAAGCUAUAGAACUGUAGAUGCUCAGUUCAUUGCAGCAUCUCAAAGGGAUUUGUUAUGAGGUUUUUUUUAUUUAUUUUUUAAAGCUGGAUAUUGAUUAAAGUACUUGUUCUUAUACAAGGCAUUUUAGCUGAAGCAUAUUCAAGAUUUUAUGUUACGGGAAAGCAUUGAUGCAAUGCAACUUCAAGGGAAAGGUGUGUUUUGCAUGUUGUGGCUUGUUAGUACAGUGCUUGAGCAAGGCCAAACUCUUGAACUAAAGAAAUAGUUCACCCAAAAAUGAAAUUUGAUUAGAACUUACUCACCCUCAGGCCAUCCAAGAUGUAGAUUAGUAGUGACAUAAGUUGCAUUUGGUUACUGGAUAAUUUGUUUGCCUUAAUGCUCUCCUUUGCUUCUUCACACCUGGUUUAGUUUAGCCUAGAACCCAAGUGUUACAAGUUGUUUGGAAUUUCAUAGGCUCAGUGAACUCUACCUGAAGCAAAAACCUGUAAUUAAAUGCAAUUCUCAUGCUGGGAAAUGCUUUAUUGCA